Molecule: messenger RNA, 2342 nt
Organism: Daucus carota subsp. sativus
Lineage: Eukaryota; Viridiplantae; Streptophyta; Magnoliopsida; Apiales; Apiaceae
Product: ABC transporter G family member 14
Exons: 5
Coding region: 158-2134 (658 amino acids)
Biological process (GO): transmembrane transport
Cellular component (GO): plasma membrane
Molecular function (GO): ATP binding; ABC-type transporter activity; ATP hydrolysis activity
Source: RefSeq, a predicted model, not a curated record
GUCUUUGUGUAGUUGUGUGUUUAUAAAUUUAUAUGCAGCAAAGCUUUCAGUUUCAAAACAAAGCUAAAGAAACCAAGUUUGGAACUUCUACUCCUUCCUCAACCAGGGCUGACGGCCUUCAACCAAAUACAUCCCCCUAAUUUAACUAGUGGAGGUCAUGUCUAUACAUUGCAUGGUGCCAAAACCUGAUGAUACUGGUAGUGAACCCAUGGAAGGUCCACCACUCAUGUCAGAAGAGCCUCAUGACAGACCAUAUCUUGCUUACCCAGUAGAAACCAAUUCACAAUCUAAGUCUCAUACACAAGUAAACUUGUACCCCAUAACUUUGAAGUUUGAGGAGGUUGUAUACAAAGUUAGCUAUGAGCAGAAAGGAACGUGGUGUGGUGGUACACUGCGCACAAAAGAGAAAACAAUACUAAAUGGAGUAACAGGAAUAGUAUGCCCAGGAGAGAUAUUAGCAAUGUUAGGUCCAUCUGGAAGUGGAAAAACCACCUUACUAACAGCCCUUGGGGGGCGCCUGACAGGUAAAAUAUCAGGCAAGAUAUCAUAUAACAGUCAUCCAUUUUCAGGAACCAUCAAGAGGCGUACAGGUUUUGUUGCCCAAGAUGAUGUGUUAUAUCCCCAUCUCACUGUAACCGAAACCCUCUUGUACACUGCACUACUUAGGCUUCCCAAAACUCUUACUCAUGAUGAGAAAACGCAACAUGUGGAGAAUGUUAUUACAGAGCUCGGGCUCAUUCGGUGCAAGAACAGCAUGAUAGGAGGUCCACUAUUCAGGGGAAUUUCAGGUGGGGAGAAAAAGAGGGUAAGCAUAGGGCAAGAGAUGCUCACCAACCCAAGCUUAUUGUUGUUAGAUGAACCAACCUCGGGUCUGGACUCAACUACAGCUCAGCGGAUCCUAACAACUGUCAAACGAUUAGCUAGCAGUGGUCGAACAGUGAUCACCACGAUUCACCAGCCCUCAAGCCGGCUUUACCAUAUGUUCGACAAGCUAGUGUUGCUGUCCGAAGGGUGCCCAAUUUACUACGGCCCUGCAUCAACAGCAUUGGAGUACUUCUUAUCUAUUGGUUUUUCCACAUCCAUGUCUAUGAACCCAGCUGAUGUCUUGCUUGAUCUUGCUAACGGGAUACGACCUGAAUCACUGCAAACAAUUGAGCAAGGUGAAACAACAGAACAAGAGAAAAAAUCUGUAAGACAAAUCCUCAUGUCAUCCUAUGAAAAUAAUAUCUCUCCACGGUUGCGAGCUGAGCUGUUUAAUGCAGAUGUCAAUAACUACAAUUACCCAAAGAAAGAUUCCACAAAAAGGUAUGUGAAGUCAGAGCAAUGGUGCACAAGCUGGUGGAUUCAGUUUAAGGUACUGCUUCUAAGGGGAUUAAGAGAGAGGAGGUAUGAAGCUUUCAAUAAGUUAAGGAUCUUCCAAGUUCUAAGCGUCGCUACACUUGGCGGGCUGUUGUGGUGGAAGACACCAGAGUCACACAUUGAUGAUCGUAUUGCCAUGAUAUUCUUCUUCUCAGUAUUUUGGGGAUUCUACCCACUAUAUAACGCUGUUUUUACUUUUCCCCAAGAAAGAAGUAUGCUUAUAAAGGAAAGGUCAUCUGGAAUGUACCGCCUAUCAUCAUACUUCCUGGCCCGAACAAUCGGAGACCUUCCACUCGAGCUAGCACUUCCAACUGCCUUUACCUUCAUAAUCUAUUGGAUGGGUGGGCUCAAACCUGAUCCUAUCACAUUCAUCCUCACUCUUCUCGUGGUUCUAUACAAUGUCCUUGUCGCCCAAAGCCUUGGCUUAGCCAUUGGUGCCAUACUAAUGGACUUGAAACAAGCGACUACCUUAGCCUCAGUCACAACCCUCGUCUUCCUCAUUGCAGGAGGAUACUAUGUUCGACAUAUUCCACCUUUCAUAGUUUGGCUAAAAUUCUUGAGCUACAGCUACUAUUGCUACAAGCUUCUUCUUGGCGUACAAUACAACGAGGAUGACAUGUACGAGUGCUCAAAAGGAAUCUACUGCCGGAUUGCCGAAAUUCCAGCGGUGAAAUCAAUGGGCCUAAAUAAUUUAGCAGUAGAUGUGUUUAUUAUGGCACUCAUGUUAGUCGGCUAUCGACUAGUUGCAUAUCUAGCAUUGCAACGGGUGAGGUGAUUAAGUAGAUCUAGCUGAGGACUCAACUUUGUUGAAGAGAAAAUUUGAAGAGCUAACUAUUUCUAAAGCUAAAAAAUAAUGUUAGACUAGACGACUAUAUGCUGCCAGAUUUUUCAUCAUCGCCCUAUGAUAACUAGAUGUAAUGCCCGUCUGGCAAAGCAUGGUACACAUAAUAUUUAUAAAAGAAGUUUUUGAUUGUUGCACUAAA